UCGGUCUGGUAGUAUACGGAAUGAGAGAAAAUGUUUUGGCACACUUUCAUGAAAGCGAAUCUUAACAUAAACAUAUGAUGUUAAAGCUGUACAUCUUUGCAACAAUUUUUUCAUUGGUGUUGUGUACACGACAUCCAGACGGCACCAAAUACACUGAAUGUUCACCAACCGAAACACGAUGCGAAUUUUGGCUUGUCAUAAGAGAAGCAUUGACCAUGAUAUUUCAUAAAGAUUUAGUAUAUGCAGACAAAGGAAACUUAUAUCUCUAUAAUGAACAUCCCGGGAAUUACACUACAGAAGUACCUGUCGACGACGUAAUAACAGCUGACGGUGUUAAUCGAAUGAUUGAGUCAGUAAAUGGAACGCUCCCUGGACCACCGAUUGUGGUCUAUGAAGGCCAAACUGUUGUUGUUCACAUACGUAACACUCUUCUAAGCAACUCUGCAACAAUUCAUUUUCAUGGUUUGCACCAGAAGGAUACAUCAUUUUUUGAUGGCAUGCCAUAUAUCACACAGUGUCCCAUUGCUGCAGGACAGACAUUUACACAUCGAUUCAAGGCAUCGCCAAAAGGUACAUUCUGGUGGCACUCACAUAUUGGUUCGCAAAGAACAAAUGGUGUCUACGGGGCCUUAAUCGUCAAGGAAAGGUAUCCCCCUGGUGUAAUUCCGCCUACAGAUAUGAUCAUGACUGUUGGAGACUGGCACCAUGAACCUGAUAACACGGUUUAUGUAAAAAUGAUUUAUGGCAAUUUCAUUGGUCGAGAUAAAUACGAAACUACAGAUACGUUGGAUGGUGGGCAUUUUAGUGGUGUGCCUUGGGUUUCCGCACUUAUUAAUGGAAAAGGAAGAUAUGUUGACCGACUAACCGGACAAAAAAUAAUGGCACCGCUUACGUGGUUUAAUGUUACCCAGGGCGGUAAAUAUCGGUUCCGUGUAAUUGGCGCAGGUGCUAUUUAUCCACUUCGUGUUUCUGUGGAUGGGCACAUGAUAAAGAUGAUCGCUACUGAUGCAUACGACUUUGAGCCUGUAGUUGUAGAAUCUUUUGUUAUUAAUCCUGGCGAGAGGUAUGAUUUCUUGUUGGAAGCAAAUCAAUCGUAUGGAAACUAUUGGGUGCGAACAGUUAGUAUGGAGGCAAACGUUUCAGGACACAACGCUAAAGCAAUUCUUCAUUACAAACGCGCUCGUGAUGAUGAACCAACUACUGAAAGAAAAAAAUGCACCAAGGAGAAGCCAUGUAAAGUUUUGAACUGUCCUUUUAAUAACUUCCCCGAAGAAGAGCACAUAGAAUGUAUUCGAAUUUCCGAGUUAAAGGCAAACAGAUAUAAUGACCCUGUGCCAGCUUGGGAAAAAGAUUCGGAAGAGCAUUUUUUAAAUUUUGCAUUUCCUGGCGAAAAAGUUACGCCGGGCUCAGUAAAUGGAAGGAAGUUCGAGUAUCCUGGAGUGAAUUCGUUAUUCCAAAGUGGCCAGAUUGGUCAGAUGAAAGAUUUUGAUUGCGCAAAUCAUGAUUGCGGUGACGAUAAGAUCUGCUACUGUCAUUAUCAACUUACUUUACCUUACAAUAAAACCAUCCAAAUGGUCUGGAUGAAUAUGGGUUCAGGAGCUGGGUGGGCACAUCCAAUUCAUAUACAUGGCCACAGUUUUUACUUGUUGAAGCUGGAAUACUCCACCACAGAUAAUAAAACUGGAAAGUUACUAAAACCAACGCCAGAUAUUAGCUGCGGAGGAGGCCUAAAUUUCUGUAACAGUGGUAAAUGGAAAGAUCCUUCCUGGGAAAAUGGAAAUGUUCCUGGGCUCAACUUAAAGGAUCCAAUACGAAAAGAUACAGUGAUUAUACCAACCGGUGGAUAUGCUGUCCUUCGGAUUCGUAGCAACAAUCCUGGCAAGUGGUUUCUCCAUUGUCAUAUUGAAGUGCACGCACUUGAUGGUAUGGGUAUGGUUAUUAACGAAGCUCCCGAAAUUCCGAUAAAUCGUCCGAAAGGAUUUCCGGUUUGUAAUCAUUUUUACGAUGAUCACAGCAGAGAUGUGGAAUACACCGAGAAAGAAAUUAUCAAAGAAGAAUCAAGAGAAAAUAAGACAUCUGCUAAAACUGACACAGUUGAUACAUUAGAAGGUACGGUAGCCUGUCCGAACAGAGACUCCCUUCUUAUCAUAGUUGCUGCUGUUAUGGGUGCGAUCAUUGUGAUACAACUGCUUAUAAUUUUUACCUGUUAUCUGACAACACGACCAAAAGCAGACUCUGGGAAAACGUGAUAAAUCAUACGUUGAUUGUUUUCAUCAAACGCAAAUUUUUUCCUACCUUGACAUGCUAACUUUUGCGAGUUUCGUGCUGGCUCAUAAAAUUAAAUAGACACGAAAAAAUAUCUUUUUUAGCGUCAAA
Molecule: messenger RNA, 2376 nt
Organism: Hydractinia symbiolongicarpus
Lineage: Eukaryota; Metazoa; Cnidaria; Hydrozoa; Anthoathecata; Hydractiniidae
Exons: 11
Coding region: 75-2249 (724 amino acids)
Biological process (GO): iron ion transport
Cellular component (GO): plasma membrane
Molecular function (GO): oxidoreductase activity; copper ion binding
Source: RefSeq, a predicted model, not a curated record